Girardinichthys multiradiatus is the source of this 2007-nucleotide messenger RNA. RefSeq names its product transmembrane protein 203 (gene tmem203). Gene Ontology annotation, biological process: intracellular calcium ion homeostasis. Gene Ontology annotation, cellular component: endoplasmic reticulum. The transcript is spliced from 2 exons. The coding region runs from base 309 to 719 and encodes 136 amino acids. Lineage: Eukaryota; Metazoa; Chordata; Actinopteri; Cyprinodontiformes; Goodeidae. The record is from RefSeq and is a predicted model, not a curated record.
CCACUAGGUGGCAGCAAUGCUAUGAUGAGUGCUACUAUAUAGAGCAAAGAAGAACUAAAGCAGAAGCUACCAUGUUAGCGGCUUGUUAGCAUCGUUGUGUUCUGCCUGUUUCACUUGUAAUUAUAUGGAGAAGAAGAACUACCCUUUGUUUCUAAGGCUGGAUGAGAAGAUGUAGCCAGCCAGGUGGGAGAUCUCUGUAGUAUCUUCUGUUCCCAGAUAAUCAGUCCCCUCCCCAACCCUGGAGCUCCUCCAACCCUGACCAGGAGCUCGGCUCAGCCGCCUUUUAGUCCAUCCGUCCAUCGUCAGCCAUGCUGUUUUCUCUCAAGGAACUGGUCCAGUGGCUGGGCUUCGCCACCUUUGAACUGUUCCUCCACCUGCUCGCCCUGCUGGUCUUCAGCAUGCUGGUGGCUCUGAAGGUGGACCUGUUCCAGGUGAGCUGGUGGCUGGUGUUCAUCCCCCUGUUCACUGCAGAUGGGCUCAGCACUUACUUCACGGCCAUUGUGUCCAUCCGGCUGUAUCAGGAGAACGAGAAGCGCCUGGCGGUUCUGCGGUUGCUGUGGGUGCUGACGGUACUCAGUCUGAAGCUGGUCUGCGAGGUGCUGCUGUGCCAGAAGCUGGCCGGGCAGGAGCAAGCCCGAGACCUCUGGUAUGGCCUCAUCGUGUCACCACUCUUCAUCCUGCUGCAGCUGCUGAUGAUACGGGCAUGCCGAGUCAAUUAAGGGGGUAGCCGGCUCAAUGAUGACACUGAAGCAGAGACCACUUUCCAUCUGCCAUGAGAGAUUUUAAGGAUACAAGUGAUGUCGUUUUUCUUUUUUUGACAUGUCACCUUUAACGAAAGAGUUUUUCAUGUUUGGGGUUACACUACAAUGUACCUUUCCAACACAAUCUCCAGAAAAUCUCUCAUCAAGCACGUUGUUGUUGCAGGUUUACUUGUGGUCAAGGACAAAUUGUUUCUCUGUGGCAGAUCUGUCAUGCCUCUACAUCCUGUAGUUACUGGCAGAUGAUGAUCCAUACGGAAAAGCACGUUCCAGCUCUGUGCAAAGGUCCUGAGUCAUCCCUCAUUUCUUGGCAUUUUCCUUCCAUGCAGCCAAAUGUCUGGUUCAUCUUUCACAGACAAAAUUAGUCUUUAUCAAUCGUUUCUCUAGUCUUUGUCUCCAUUUAUAUAUUAAGUGUUUCUAAAAUGUUAAAUUGAUUUAAGAAAAAUAUGAAGAAGAUCAGACCUUCUUCAGACUUAUGAAUGGUAUCAGCUCUUUGACCCAAAAUAUUAGCAGCAGAGGAGACUGAUAAAAUCUGCGUGGUUAAUGUUCAGAAAAAAAACCAACCAAAAAUAUACUAUAAAAAUUCAAACAAAUAAAAACUAUAAACCCAAAAAAUGUAAAAAAUUACACAGAAGUUAAAUAAAAUAUUAUAUCCAAAAAUGAUGAUGAUGAUGCCAGAGAAAUUAAAGCUUGGGGAAAAAAUGACUAUUUUGGUCAAAGCUAAAUUUAAAGAAAUCUGACUGACCCAAGACUUGUGCACAGUUCUUCAGUAGUGCAAGGAAUAUGUGAACUUGAUAAACUGUGGCGACCUUACAGUUGUAAUUCCCAGGACAGCGCUGCUGGCUUGCUAAUGGUUCAUUAUCUCCUGUCUGAGUGUUGAUGGGAGUGCUGGUCAUAUAGCAUCCACCUGCAGUCACCAAGCUAGAUUGGUCUGCGCUCAUCUUUCCUAAAAACAUGCUUUUUUUUUUCCACGGCGUACAACGUAUCCAGCUUGUUGGUUCCUAGUAAAUGUUCUGCAUGUAUUUAUGGCCUCCUUUAAUUUAACUCUUGAUGUAAAAUUCUGUGUAAUAUGUAUAUGUUGAAUCUUUAAAGACAAAUCCACAUGUUUAUAUUUAUGUUAUGUUUUUGCUGCAGUACAUAUUGGUUAUUUGUAUAGAUUAUGUAAAUAAAACAAACAUUUAAAAAAGUGUGUGGUUAAUUUAAUGGUGUACAGCCACUAGCUGUCCACAAGGAGGCGCCACUAAGCCAG